Molecule: messenger RNA, 538 nt
Organism: Aphanomyces invadans
Lineage: Eukaryota; Oomycota; Saprolegniomycetes; Saprolegniales; Verrucalvaceae
Exons: 2
Coding region: 16-363 (115 amino acids)
Molecular function (GO): protein binding
Source: RefSeq, a predicted model, not a curated record
GAUGAUUGCAACGACAUGAGCGUGACGAAGAAGGGGAUCUGGACCGAGCACGUGGACGCGGCAUCAGGGCGCACCUAUUACUUUAAUGUCGUGCAUGGACGAAGUUACUGGGAAUUGACAGAGGACCUGAGAGCAGUCGUCAUGAGGCCGCUGCGCGAAGCUGUCGUCGCAGAGGACGACGACCCAGCGGAAGAUGAAACUGCAACGCAGCAUACGCAUGAAGAACCCACGUCUUCCGACGGACCGUCUCGUGCAGCUGCUCUCGCGACGUAUGUCAAUCUACAUGCCGCCGAUUCAUUUUCAAAUCGAAUUCAAAUGGCGAUGAAACACCAAGAAGAGCAACGACGGCGCGAGCAAGAAUGAAAGUAGUAGACAACGCUCAUAACAAGCAUUGCCUUGAUAAGUUGAAGGCGCAUGCGACGUUAAACGAUUUAUCGCUUCAUGUCGACGUAGGUGGCAUCAUGGAAGGCGCCAUCAGCGUACUCCCCGUGUGCCUUCGAUGGGGAUUCGACUAGAAAAUAUACAACCACGUUGUCAA